AUGCGCGUAGCGUGGUGGGUGAAAGAGUGUGUGGAGCCGCUGCUGUACAACGUCUUGAGUCUUCGGGAUCCGGAGGCUGGUCCGACUCUCAAUACACCAUUCCCAGUCUUGUCGCCGUCUGCCUUCAGGGCGCUCAUCGAAGACCCCCGCCGGCAGGCAUUCAUCGCGCAGUCGACCGGUCUGCGUCUCGACGGAGAGCUCUCCUCGUCUGAGCUAAGUAUUCUGAACUCCUGCCCCCCCCUCCAAGAUGUUGUCAUUCUACCGCGUGGUCUCAUAUUUAGCACGGCAGACGUGCUCGGAACUCUGCCCAACCUCCGGCGGCUCACCACGAACCUGCUCUCGCUCUACAUGAUGACCGCAUCUCCCGACCUCUCCGCGCCCACGCGCAUCACACACCUCCACCUGUCGUUCUACCACCGCUGGCCGCAAGUCUGGCCGCCGCCUCUGGCGCUUCGUGCGCUGACGCAUCUCGCCAUCGAUACAAAGGAGUGGUACCACGACAUUCUGCAGAGGGACGCCCCACCGCUCGACAUGUUGCUGGACGUGCUGUCGGAUCCACAUCGGCGGUUGAAUGUAUUCGUCCUGUCCUACCAGCGCGUUGGGAAGGUGCCGCUCGACGAACGCCUCAUAGAGCACCCUGCGUGCCUCCUGGUCCACCAGGGGAUCGGCUGGCCGGAGUGGCAGGAUGAGUGGACAGGCGGCGCGACUAGUGCGGGGUUCUGGGAGCGCGUGGAUAAAAUGCUUGCGGAGCGUCGCUCAGCGGGCGCCCCAGGGAAAUAUGACAAUGAUUGUGCCUUCAAUCUCCUCAGUUCUGUGAAGCACACGAAAUCAACCGUAUGCGGCACACCUAGUACCGCGUCCCCAGGAGGACAUUAUACGCCUCCGCAACCUCGUGGAACGCCGGCGUCGAAGGACAUUAUACGCCUCCGCAACCUCGUGGAACGCCGGGCGUCGACUGGUGGCCGGGCACGUCGGGGUGGUGCCGCUUGCUCAGCUACACCUCCGCAGAUAAGUCCCGCGCACGCACAGCCGACACAGCGGAGGGACCCACCGCGAAGAAGGCCGUCUGCCAGCGUGACCCUAACCCUCAACGCGAAGGCCUGCACCGUCCUGAUGCCCCGCUCGACUCGCUCGGGGUCGUUCCCCGCUAGCUCCGCUCCGCGCAGGGUCCUGGGCUCAUUGGACAGAUGUUCUCCUGACCCGCGACGGCCCGGGUGGGGACCGCUUUGGCAAGCCAUACCUUCAGGAGUGAGCGAGCGGCCGCGGGACGAGAGAAUGAUGUGGUGGAAGAGUGGUGCCGCUGGUGCGUUUCCUGCAGCUUCCUGUGCACUCGAUAUCCGACUUCCCGUCUCUGAGUUGGUUUUCCGAUUUGCGAUUGGAGAUUCGGAGCCAGAAGGGGAUCUCUGGUCAUGGAUUCACAUCCUCGAUCUUGCCAUGCUGGUCAAGUUCACUUGGUGCAUUGACAAGCGUCUGCUCAGCCUUGCCAGGUUGUCGCGCGAAGAUGUCGUGUUCCCGGGUGCGACAUCUUGUAUUGCGGAUCCAGAAUUCAUUGGUGUUAACCCACUCUGGCAUCGAGCAGCUGCCGCGCACCUUCCCGGGACUCGAACAGCUAUGGCCGCGAGCGAGCCAGCUUGUGUGCUUCCGUGUGUGCGCGAGCUGACCACAGCCUGCAAAGUGUUGCCUGCAGUUCUCCCAUGCACACCAUUUGUGAACAAACUGAAGAUUUGGAAUGAAGCUGCCGGGAGACUGCUGUUUACGCUCCAGCGCAUCGAGAGGUAUAUUCCGCCCACGAUAACUAACGUAGCAUUGCAGUCGGAUAAUGGCAAUUACUCCCUUUGGUCCGGGAUCCUUGCCUUCUUCCCGAACCUGCGCACCCUCGAUUUCCGUGUCAAAGAGUCCAGCGGUGAUUCUCGGCCAAGCGAGGCCCCUCACUUCCUCGCCAGCCUAUCGACCAUCCUUCCGCCCACUCUCGAAAGUCUCCGUGUCCAUAUUUGGUCCUCAAGGGCUGUCCUUCCCGGGGGGCAAACGGGAAGAGUGGGAUUGAGCCGUCUUCCAAGCGCGGAUGAGCUCCAGGCAGAACUACUGAAAGGCGCGAGUAGGAGCAGGGAUGGGCUGCGACGGUCGAUUUGGCGUGGCUUGAGUAAUCCCUCACUUUUCGCUGGCGAGUCUGACACCCAGGGUGGCGGCCUCUACUGGGCGGAAACAAGCGGCGUGAAAUCAGCCGCGGACGGCCCGGAUGGCAAGCAGCAGGGCACAACCGGCGCGGGACAAGUCGCUACGCGUGUUCAAGUUUUUCACGGUCUACUGCCCCCACCGACGGCGCUCCGCCUUCCGCAGACACCACCGGCCCGUUCGCCGACGCUGCAAUCGAUUCCCAUUCCACUCCUCUCCACCUGCCCCCAUGUCCUCUCCAGUCCCCGUCUUCGACGCAAAAGCGAUGCCCUUCCGCCGGUUGGGCCCCAGCGGUCUGCGCGUGCCGCUCUUCUCUCUCGGCGGCUGUCCGUCUUUGCGCAUUCCCCAUUGGCUUUAGCUGAGCUCUCGACAGGGCUCACCCUCGGAGGCUCCGUCGUCGGCGAGAGCGUCAAGGACAUCAUGCAGGCCGCCUUCGAGAAUGGGAUCAACAUGUUCGACACCGCGGAGGACUACCAGAAAGGUGCGGCUGAGCGAAAAUGUGCGGGACACGCUAUCAAAGAACUUGGCUGGCGCCGCACGGACCUCGUCAUCUCAACCAAGAUAUUCUGGAGCCACGAGCCAGGCACGGGCCCGAACGACACGGGGCUGUCGCACAAACACGUUAUCGAGGGCACGAAGGCUUGUUUGCGACGGCUCCAGAUGGACUAUGUCGACGUCAUCUUCGCGCAUCGUUGCGAUACCACCGUUCCGAUGGAGGAGAUCGUCCGCGCAUUUAACUAUGUUAUCGACCAGGGCUGGGCUUUCUACUGGGGCACCUCCGAGUGGAGCGCGCACCAGAUCGAGGAGGCGCAUCAUGUUGCCACGCGCUUAAACCUCAUCGCGCCGAUCGCGGAGCAGUGCAAGCACAACAUGUUCCACCGCGAACGUCCGGAGAAGGAAUACGCCCCUUUGUACGCCAAGUACGGCCUGGGCACAACCGCAUUCUCUGCACUGCAGGGCGGACUGCUGACGGGGAAGUACAACGACGGCAUCCCAGACGGCACGCGCUUCGCCACCGUGCCCAUGUUCCGCGGGGCGACGGAGGGUCCCCAGGGCGAAGAGCUGCUUUGGAAAGUGCGUCUCCUCAGCCAAAUUGCUGCGGGUGCGUCGUUUCUCCCCGACUUGCUGAACUCUGGGCGGAACCGCGCUGGCGCUCGCCUCGAGGCGAACCUCGGCGCGCUUGAGGUCCUGCCCAAGCUGGAUGCUGCGGUGUUGGCGCGGAUCGAGGCUGUGUUGGGUAACCACCCGCAGGAGCCGGAGACGUAUGGUCGCCCGCCGCUGGAUCAGGGCAUCCUUUGA
This is a messenger RNA of Mycena indigotica, 3471 nucleotides long. Its product is annotated as Aldo-ket-red domain-containing protein. Lineage: Eukaryota; Fungi; Basidiomycota; Agaricomycetes; Agaricales; Mycenaceae. The transcript is spliced from 21 exons. The record is from RefSeq and is a predicted model, not a curated record. Bases 1 to 3471 code for a protein of 1156 amino acids.